UUCUACGUUUCCCUUACAUGAACAGGAAGACGACUUGGUAAGAUUGGUUCAUGAAAUGAAGAACAAUAGGCAUCCUGUUGAGGCGGAUUAGCUGUCAAAAUUUAUAGCCAAGUUGUCCAAAUUAAUAAUCAAGUUGUCCAAAAUAAGAGUCAAAUUCACCUCUACAUAUCAAUUCAUUUUUGAACGUAUUAAAACUAAUUUUAGUAGAAAUAGGACGAUAAAUAGCUUGCCAAGUUUCUAAACAACUCUUCUGAAAAGAGAGUAACAAAAAACGUCAAUUAGUAUCGAAAAUAUCGCAAUUCAAACUUGGAACAUCGACGCUUAUAAGCAGACUGGUCAAAAUUAUGAGCCCUUAUCAUAAAUGUACUAAAUGUUUUAUAUUUUUAAUAAAAAAUAAAUUAUUGCAAAAUAUUCCUUAGGCUUUUUUUUUAUAAAAACUCUGAGUCCUGAAUAAUAUAAGAAAAUUUGAAUAUUGUCUUAAAUGAUUUUUUUGAGAAAUGUUGAUUUUUUUUAUUUUGAGUAAUAUUUUGCUACUUGGGUAUUUUCUUGUGGUCGAGAGAAUCCGUUAAAAUUUAUCCACCUUUCAAAAAUUGGUGGGAAAACUUUUCUACGGAUAACAUCAGAUGGCGUUGGCUUCAGUUUGUUUUUGUUUUGACAUAACCUCAUUUCCAAAAGGUAAACAUUGAAGCGGUGAAAACGUUUUUAGUGAAUUUAUCUGGAAGAAAAUCAGGCGAAAAAUCUGAAAAAUGUCUCUGGCUGAUGAGUUACUUGCUGACCUCGAGGAGAACGACGAUGGAAUUGCGGAAACGCAGCCAGAGGAAGAGACACAGCACGUUGAUCCGGGAGAUGAUCAGGAAACUACGCUCGAGGGCGUUGAGGAGAUGGAAAUCGACUUGCAGGUGUCCUCAGUGAGAGAACUCUGCAAGCUGAGAGAUUCUCUCAAAUUGGCAGAUGUUCUGAGGCGCAUUGAGAUCUAUGCAAAAGAACUGGUGCCUAGGAAAUCCUCAGAAAUGGUGGGGAAUGUUGAGGCUGAUCCUGAGUAUCAGUUGAUUGUGGAAGCCAAUAUGAUAGCUGUAGAGAUUGACAAUGAAAUUGUUCUGAUACACCGAUUCACGAAGGACAAGUACCAAAAGAGAUUUCCGGAACUGGACAGCCUUGUGAUGGGGGAAUUGGAUUACAUUCGGACAGUGAAGGAACUGGGCAAUGAUUUGGACAAAGUGAAGAACAAUGAGACUCUGCAGCAGGUUCUCACUCAAGCCACAAUUAUGAUUGUCUCCGUGACGGCGUCCACAACUCAGGGAUCACAGCUCAAUGAAGGGGAACUGAAGCAGAUCCAGGAAGCCUGUGACAUGGCUAUCGAUCUGCACGGCUUCAAGAUGAAGAUCUACGAGUACGUGGAGAGUAGAAUGACCUUCAUAGCGCCCAAUUUGUCCGUGAUCGUUGGCGCUUCGACAGCUGCAAAGAUUCUGGGCCUGGCCGGAGGACUCAUCAAGUUGUCCAAGAUGCCAGCCUGCAAUGUCCUGAUUCUGGGCUCCAAGAAGCGAGUUCUCUCCGGAUUCUCAAAGGUCGCCAUGCUUCCACACACUGGCUUCAUUUACUACUCGGACAUUGUCCAGGAAACCCCUCCGGAUCUCCGGAGGAAGGCCGCUCGGCUGGUGGCUGCAAAGUGUACCCUGGCUGCAAGAGUUGAUGCUUGUCACGAGAGCACUCACGGGCAGAUUGGGCAGCAGUUUCGGGAGGAUAUCGAGAAGAAGCUGGAUAAGCUGCAGGAGCCUCCUCCGGUGAAGUUUGUGAAGCCUCUGCCCAAACCAAUCGAGAGCAGCAAGAAGAAGCGAGGAGGAAAGCGCGUCCGGAAGAUGAAGGAAAGGUAUGCCAUCACAGAGUUCCGUAAGCAGGCCAAUCGAAUGAAUUUCGGGGACAUCGAAGAGGAUGCGUAUCAGGAGGAUUUGGGCUAUUCCCGUGGUGUCCUGGGAAAGUCCGGAACGGGCAGAAUCCGGCUGCCGCAGGUGGAUGAGAAGACAAAAGUGCGCAUCAGUAAGACCCUGCAGAAAAAUCUGCAGAAGCAGCAGCAAGUCUGGGGAGGAAGUACGACGGUGAAGAAGCAAGUGUCCGGAACUGCAUCGAGCGUGGCUUUUACCCCUCUCCAGGGCCUUGAGAUUGUCAAUCCGCAGGCUGCUGAGAAGUCCAUUGAUUCCAAUGCCAAAUAUUUCUCCAACACAAGUGGAUUCCUGUCCGUGGGCAAGAGCACAACAUAAAACGGGGAGAGUGGCAGCAGGAAGUGAGAAAGGUCAAAAAAUAAACAAAAUAAAAAAAGGUCAAGCGGGGGCGAAAAGGCAGGUGAGUUUUUUUUUGUUGAAAUUAUUGUACAUUUAAUAAAUGAAAAUAUUUUAAACUCAAA
Messenger RNA from Phlebotomus papatasi, 2398 nucleotides. It is a transcript of the gene Prp31, whose product is annotated as U4/U6 small nuclear ribonucleoprotein Prp31. NCBI's taxonomy places the organism in Eukaryota, Metazoa, Arthropoda, Insecta, Diptera, Psychodidae. Gene Ontology annotation, biological process: spliceosomal tri-snRNP complex assembly; mRNA splicing, via spliceosome. Bases 747 to 2255 code for a protein of 502 amino acids. The record is from RefSeq and is a predicted model, not a curated record. Gene Ontology annotation, cellular component: U4 snRNP; precatalytic spliceosome; U4/U6 x U5 tri-snRNP complex. The transcript is spliced from 2 exons.